AUGGAGAAGGAGACGUUGCAUCGAGAUCUACAGCAAAGAGAAGACAGCAGGAUAGAAAUGCAACUCCGCAAAUGUAAAGCUGAAUUAGUUGAGAAAAAGGAGGAACUAGAAAAGCUGAAAGAGGAGAACUUGCAAAAAGAUAGAGAGCUCCUCCGACUGGAAAAUGAGUGCACCCUCAAACAAAUGGAAGUUAUCCGUUUGCAGAAAGCAUCUCAAACUGUUGUAGCAGAAAACCCGAAGGCAAAUGGAAAGCUGAAUGAAAUAAGAAGAAGGAAAGUUCAACUUGAAUUUGAAUUGGCUGAAGCGAAGGAGGAAUUAGAGACGACGGAGUUUGAAAAGAUAGGAGGCAAUCUUGGAACUCGAAAGCCUCCAAGAGGAGACCUUGGCCAAGGACACGAAGAUCAAAGGCUUGGAAAACCAAAGUCAAAAUACUUACAGGAGAAGAGGAGCGUCAAGGAAUGA
Molecule: messenger RNA, 462 nt
Organism: Macrobrachium nipponense
Lineage: Eukaryota; Metazoa; Arthropoda; Malacostraca; Decapoda; Palaemonidae
Product: reticulocyte-binding protein homolog 2a-like
Exons: 2
Coding region: 1-462 (153 amino acids)
Source: RefSeq, a predicted model, not a curated record